CGGCGGGAUUAGGGGCGCGGCUUCGACACCCGACCAAUGCGAGGCGGCGAGGGGCCGGCGUGUGGCACCGCCCCUUUUCCAGCUGUGGCCCAGCUGUGCCACCCAAACGCUAGGGAAGAGGGCAGGGCCGGCUGCGCGCGGGCCGCCCUGCUACACUGCGCCUGCGCGAGCCACGCGCAUCCGUCCCUGAGACUCACGCCCAAGAAAAGUUGCUGUAAACUUUCUAGCCCGUUUCCCCCGCCCCUUCUCCCCGCUAGACCCGCCCCCCUGGGGAGCCGGGAAUUCCGAGGGGCGGAGCGCGGUCGAGAUGGGGAGUGGGGGGGGCCCUCCCGAGGGCGCUGGAAACGGAGGCGUGCAGAAGCUCAGUCUCGGGGCGGAGGUGGCUUCGCGCCCUUAGACCUCCCGGACGGCCCGUUACCCUCUCCGUUGUCCCGAAGGGGAAACUGAGGCCCUGGGCCAGAGAGGCACACGCUGGGGGAGGCAAAAAGCGCGGCCCGAGGCGGAGGGAAAACAAAGGGAGAAUCACUAACAGACGGGGAGGAGGACGGGCACACACAGACACUGGGGCAGAGACCCUGGUGGAGAGCUGGGCCUGGCAUUGGCGGGGAGACGCGGGGUCGGCUGGGGGAGAAGAUCGGGAAGCGAAGGGGGGGCGGGAAGGGGGAACGGGCGGGGGAGGGGGCUGGGGAAAGCCCGAGGGAGGAGGAGAAGGAGGGAGGAACUUCCCAAAGUUGCAAAAACAUGGCUACCUUGCCUGCGGAGCCGAGCGCGGGUCCGGCGGCUGGGGGGGAGGCGGUGGCCGCGGCGGCGACCGAAGAGGAGGAGGAGGAAGCGCGCCAGCUCCUGCAAACUCUGCAGGCGGCCGAGGGUGAGGCGGCGGCGGCCGGGGCCGGGGCGGGCGACGCGGCGGAGGGCCCGGGGUCCCCGGGCGCUCCGGGGUCGCCCCCCGAGGCCGCUGCUGAGCCGCCCACGGGCCUCCGCUUCUCGCCGGAGCAGGUGGCUUGCGUCUGCGAGGCGCUGCUCCAGGCGGGCCACGCCGGCCGCUUGAGCCGCUUCCUGGGCGCGCUGCCCCCGGCCGAGCGCCUACGUGGCAGCGAUCCGGUGCUGCGCGCUCGGGCCCUGGUGGCCUUCCAGCGGGGCGAGUACGCCGAGCUCUACCGGCUGCUCGAGAGCCGCCCGUUCCCCGCCGCCCACCACGCCUUCCUGCAGGACCUCUACCUGCGCGCGCGCUACCACGAGGCCGAGCGGGCCCGCGGCCGCGCGCUGGGCGCAGUGGACAAGUACCGCCUGCGCAAGAAGUUCCCCCUGCCCAAGACCAUCUGGGACGGCGAGGAGACCGUCUACUGCUUCAAGGAGCGCUCGCGCGCCGCGCUCAAGGCCUGCUACCGCGGCAACCGCUACCCCACGCCCGACGAGAAGCGCCGCCUGGCCACGCUCACCGGCCUCUCGCUCACGCAGGUCAGCAACUGGUUCAAGAACCGGCGACAGCGCGACCGGACCGGGGGCGGCGGCGCGCCCUGCAAGAGCGAAUCUGACGGAAACCCCACUACUGAGGACGAGUCCAGCCGCAGCCCUGAGGACCUGGAGAGGGGCGUGGCGCCAGUGGGCUCCGAGGCGCCGGCCCAGGGCUCCAUAUUCUUGGCGGGGGCCGCCCCUCCUGCCCCGUGCCCGGCCUCCUCCUCCAUCCUGGUGAACGGGAGCUUCCUGGCUGCCAGCAACUCCUCCGCCGUGCUCCUCAACGGGAGCCCCGUCAUCAUCAACAGCCUGGCCCUGAGCGAGGCCUCCAGCCUGGGCCCCCUGCUGCUCACGGGGGGCGGGGGCGCCCCUCCACCACAGCCCAGUCCCCAGGGCGCCAGUGAGGGAAAGGCCUCCCUGGUCCUGGACCCUCAGACUGGGGAGGUUCGGCUAGAGGAGGCUCAGCCUGAGACCCCAGAAGCCAAGGGGGCCCAGGUGGCUGCCUCAGGGCCAGCUGGGGAGGAGGUGCCUGGGCCCCUGCCCCAGGUGGUGCCCGGCCCCCCUGCGGCCGCCACCUUCCCGCUGCCGCCAGGACCCAUGCCAUCUGUGGCUGCUUCGCAGGUGGUGCCCCUUUCCCCACCCCCUGGGUACCCUGCCAGCCUGGGCCCCACUUCCCCGCUGUUGAACCUGCCCCAGGUGGUGCCCACCUCCCAGGUGGUGACCCUGCCCCAGGCUGUGGGUCCCCUUCAGCUAUUGGCAGCUGGGCCUGGCAGCCCUGUGAAGGUGGCAGCCGCCGCGGGUCCUGCCAACGUGCAUCUGAUAAACUCCGGGGUGGGCAUGACUGCCCUGCAGCUGCCUUCGGCCACUGCCCCAGGGAACUUCCUCCUGGCCAACCCUGUGUCGGGCAGCCCCAUCGUGACUGGUGUGGCCGUGCAGCAGGGCAAGAUCAUCCUCACUGCCACCUUCCCCACCAGCAUGCUGGUCUCCCAGGUCCUGCCCCCCACCCCCGGCCUGGCACUGCCUCUGAAGCCAGAGACCGCCAUCUCCGUGCCCGAAGGAGCCCUCCCGGUGGCCCCCAGCCCUGCGCUCCCCGAGGCCCACGCCCUGGGCCCCCUCUCCGCGCCGUCUCCACCGCAGCCGCCGCCCGCCCCCGCGGCCACGGCCCCCGCCAGCCUGCCCUUCUCCCCGGACUCCUCUGGCCUCCUGCCCGCCUUCCCGGCGCCCACGGCCGAGGGGCUCAUGCUGUCCCCUGCGGCCGUGCCCAUCUGGCCGGCCGGGCUGGAACUGAGCGCAGGCACAGAGGGGCUGCUGGAAGCAGAGAAGGGGCUGGGGACACAGGCCCCCCACACCGUGCUGAGGCUGCCUGACCCCGACCCCGAGGGGCUCCUCCUGGGCGCCACGGCUGGGGGCGAGGUGGACGAGGGGCUGGAAGCCGAGACCAAGGUCCUGACCCAGCUACAGUCUGUGCCGGUGGAAGAGCCCUUGGAACUGUGACCCCGGGCCUCAGCCCCUCUCCUGACAAUGGUGCUGGUGGCCAGGUGGGGCGGCGGGCCUCGGGGGACGGGACACUGCCGCGGAGGCUGCGCCGGGGGUGCCCACCUCUCUGUGCCAGAGGUGCUGGGGCACCACCCCUCUGCCCAGAGGCCCCUGUUACAGCCCUCUCCUCUCUCUGCACCCCACACAGUUGGGAGAGCAGAUGGGGCCUCGCCCGGGGCCUCUGCCCCCCUUACAUCUGGUACUAGCUGUGGUUAGAACCCUGCCAGCCUGGCUGAACCUCCAGCCCCCUUGAGCCCCUCCUUCUCCCGCCCCAAAACACUAUUAAUAGCUCUCACCUCAGUGUUCUCAGAAGUGCCUGGAAUCCAGGCUGGGGGGCGGUCUGUCCUCCCCUAGGACACCUCCCAGCCGGGCCCUUCCUGCUGAAAGGGGUGCAGUGAGGGGGCCUGGGCAGAGUGCCCUUAGCUCCCCCUGGACUGAAGCCCUCCUGACUAUGUCUGGCCCCAGACCAAAGAUCCCUCACCCCUGGGGCGGCCCUGGCCCACAUCUAGUUUGUACCCGAAAUCUUUAUUUUUCUAGGACGUGUUAUGUCUCCAUUUCAAUUAAAAUAAAGUUAACAGAUAACUAGCA
Messenger RNA from Condylura cristata (star-nosed mole), 3579 nucleotides. It is a transcript of the gene SIX5, whose product is annotated as SIX homeobox 5. The record is from RefSeq and is a predicted model, not a curated record. Gene Ontology annotation, biological process: regulation of transcription by RNA polymerase II. NCBI's taxonomy places the organism in Eukaryota, Metazoa, Chordata, Mammalia, Eulipotyphla, Talpidae. Gene Ontology annotation, molecular function: RNA polymerase II cis-regulatory region sequence-specific DNA binding; DNA-binding transcription factor activity, RNA polymerase II-specific. Gene Ontology annotation, cellular component: transcription regulator complex; nucleus. The coding region runs from base 742 to 2949 and encodes 735 amino acids. The transcript has 3 exons.